CUCAGGCUAAUAGCUUCAGUUUUAAUGUCACCCUUGUCUUCUGAAGCCUGUAUUUUCCCUUGGCUAGCUCUGGAAUACUUGCAUCUUUUUUUCUGAGACAGUGUUUCUUCAGCUGCAAGAUCUUUUUGGUUUCUAUGGAGUAUAUGCAGAUUUCUACAUACAUGGCAACUUGCACGAGAAGUGUUUUGGCAAUCAGUUUUAACAAUCACUGACAAUUUAGCUAGUGUUUGAGAUUCUAGAUUGCUUUCUAGCCAUUGCUGGAGACAAUAAUUACAGUUGUUUUGUACUCUUAUGUCUUGGACCAGCUCAACAUCUUUUGACUAAUACUGUUUGCUUCUUUAUUUGUACUGUCUUUGAACCUUGCUAAGAAAUACUGAGAAAUGUCGUUCUGAUCUAAACUACACCAUGGCUAUAACAGAGAGGGCUUAACUUUAGCAUCUAAUGUAGCGUUCCUCUGUCUCCUCCAUUUCUUCUCUCAGGCUCCUAGUCAUUUGUCCCAGGUAAGGCAAGAACAUAGUUGCCAUGAGGAUGGAGUGGAUGAAGAAUACCGCUAAAAAUAUUGUCAAACUGACACUUUAGAUAGGUACAUAGCACACCUUUCAUUUGAUUUCACAUUUUUUAAAUACAUUUCUGCAAUAAAUCCAUUAAAAACUACCGACCAAAGCUGUGGAAACCAUUUCAACUAACAUACAACAAGUUUUUAUUUCUAGACAGACCUUAUCUGGCAGUGGGUGAAAGGAAGCACUCCUGGCAUGCGUGUGCUGUACUUCCACCUGUUGAAAUAGCAAAAGCUGGCAAGUUUGCUAGAGGCAGCGUUGCAUAGCAACCACUUUGUUGACCUCCCAUGCCAUUCAGAGCCCCUUCCUGGAAUAUUUGUCUUGCACUUAAAAAUACAGUGUGGUGCUGAUCUGGAGAUAGAGACUGCACAACAGUUGGGAGCAAACCCCAUAGUGAAGGGGAACAGAGGAUGUGGCUUUUAGCCAGAGUUCAUUCUCAGGAAUAAUCAGGUUCCACAUUCCAAGAAUUCACCUGUGUUAUAUGCAGAACCUUUACAAAAGCAAUGGCCAGACUGCUGCAAGCUCCACCCAAGUUUCAUUCUUCAGAAUGGUAUGUUGCAAACAAGAUGCAUUGUGCCAGUACAGAGUCUCAGAAAUCCAGUUCAGAACGCGUGAUAGCUGAGAGUCGAAGACUGGUGGAUGAAAUAGAAAAGACAACUCAGAAAACCCAAAGCAAUGUCAACAAGAAAAUAGAACAGAGACUGGAAGAAAUAAAGUUCUGGAAGCAAGAAUUAGAUAACAAACUUGAACAAAUUGUUAAUGAGACAGAGGUACUGUUAACUUUCAAGAUCAGGCUGGAGAAAGCCUUGGAGAGCUGCAAAGAGCCACUUGUAAUUUCCCAGAAGUGUCUCAUGAACAGGCAGAGACGAGCUGGGAUUGACUUGGUGCAUGAUGAAGUGGAACAGGAACUGGUCAAAGAAGUUGAAGUUCUGCAGGGGGUUAUUGCUUUGCUUGAACGUACAUUAGAACAAACCAAUGAGCAAAUCAGACUAAACCGUUCUGCAAAAUACAACCUGGAAAUGGAUGUGAAAGACAAGUUCACAGCUUUGAUGAUUGACAAUUACUGUACUAGCUUGACAAACAACACACCUGAUGUCAGAUACACUGAUAAUGCAGUGAAAAUAGAAGGAAAUUUUGUUAGCCCUGAAGACUGGUUAUAUUUCUCAAACAUAAAUGUUGAAAAGGCUGACAAGCAGAGAAACAAUUCAAUGGCACUAAGGGUGCUGAUUGACAGCAUCCUCUCCCAGGCAGUGAAUGACAUGUGCAAGCAAUAUGAAAUGGUGAAUAUUGCACUUAGAAAUAGAGCAAAGGAAGUCAGAGAUGCUAAGCACAAGCUAGAGACACUCCUUGCAGUGGUGAUGGAGGAGACUGCCUCACAGGAGAUGAACAUUGCAGCCUUAAAGAAAGCAAUUGCUGAUAAAGAAGGACCUGUUAAAGUGGCUCAAACCCGCUUGGAAGCAAGAAACCAUCGCCCUGGUGUGGAAUUAUGUUAUGACACAGUGCAAUAUAGAUUGACUGGUGAAGUUCAAGAGAUUACAAACAAUAUUCAAAGGUUAAAGGACACACUGGCACUGGCUGAGACAGAGCUGAAAGGUCUGAGACGUCGACAGCUUUCCUUGGAGGAGGAGAUCCAGAUCAAGGCAGAUACGUUAUACAUUGAUGAAGUGCUCUGCAAGCCGAUGAGAGAGUCUGUUUGCAUUGACAACUUUUGAAGGCAUACUACUGGACAGCUUGUUCUGAGAUUCUUAUUGACAAAUUCCAGAUUUAUUGAUUUGGAUUAAUGCUGUCCUCAUUCUAGAUGCGUGAGGUAAUUAAAACAGACGUAGUACUUACAGCUUGGACUGUGCUCUAGAGCGUCUGAUGAAAUCUCUCAUUUGGCAAUAAAGUUCCAGAAUAAGAGGGAA
Messenger RNA from Numida meleagris (helmeted guineafowl), 2461 nucleotides. RefSeq names its product tektin 1 (gene TEKT1). Bases 1061 to 2269 code for a protein of 402 amino acids. The record is from RefSeq and is a predicted model, not a curated record. Gene Ontology annotation, cellular component: nucleus; microtubule cytoskeleton. The transcript is spliced from 8 exons. Gene Ontology annotation, biological process: cilium movement involved in cell motility; cilium assembly. Lineage: Eukaryota; Metazoa; Chordata; Aves; Galliformes; Numididae.